CACAGAUUUGGGAGUUCGUUAUGAACAAUCAACCAAUGGCUUACUGAGCAAUAACAUCGAAGUUGUUGUUCAGUCUUCACGAAAUUACAGCGUUUCCGGUUUGGGAUUGUCUCAUUUCGAAGAAGGAACGGGCGGAAUGACCCGAAAACGCCAAAAAAAUGGAAAAAACCCACCAAUUAUGCCUGAAGAACACAACUAA
Molecule: messenger RNA, 199 nt
Organism: Ambispora gerdemannii
Lineage: Eukaryota; Fungi; Glomeromycota; Glomeromycetes; Archaeosporales; Ambisporaceae
Source: the annotation of a GenBank genome assembly